Messenger RNA from Cherax quadricarinatus, 2197 nucleotides. The record is from RefSeq and is a predicted model, not a curated record. Lineage: Eukaryota; Metazoa; Arthropoda; Malacostraca; Decapoda; Parastacidae.
AUGAGGGCGUGGGUGUUGGCAAAUGUGAGGAUAUUAGUAAGGUCAGGGCUGAAGAUGAGGUGCGAGGGUGUGGGUGAGGUCAAGGCAGUGGUUAAGGUCGAGGGAAUGGAAGAGGUCGAGGCAGUGAGUGAGGUCGAGGCAGGAGGAGGCAGCAGUAGACGCAGCAAACCACGGCGGGUGGCGCAGAUGGAGGAAGACCUGCGAGCGGCCCUUAUUCUCUCCUUCUGCAGCCCUUCUACUGUCCCUUAUAAGGUGUUGGAGGAAGGUCUGAGGGCAGUAGAGGCAUCCUUGAGGCAGCUGGUGGGUAUAGUGAGGCCCUACAACACUCUCCUCACACUCUUGCAUCAUGGAUACACUCACCACAUCCACCAUCUCCAAACACGCCUUGCAAAUCUUCAGACGCUGCUGGAGAAUAACAUGUCGUACGGAUGUCAGCAUAAACCAGAAGUGACCCGCCUCAGCACUCUUAACUCUGACCUCCACUACCGUCUUCAAGAUUCUGACCUCCUGCUCGGUGACCUCAAGAACCAGGUUUUCAAGCUUGAGGAACUGCUUGGAGAAGAGAGACGUCGAGGCCAGUGUCUGGAGGACGAGACACGGAGACUGGAGGGUCAGCUGCUGGAGGUGAUCACCGCCGUUGCUGUCUCAUGUUUAGUUAAGGCGAGGGUGGAGGCCGGAGCACUGAGAAGGAAGGUCGCCAGCCUCCUGGGUGACCGACCAUACUGGGACCCACAGCUCCUCAAGGUCGCUCUCUGCAAGUGCAGGGAGGAGCUGAGUGAGAAGACUCGCCUUCUGCAUGAUAUUGAACGCCAAUAUCGCGACGUUGUACCUAGGGCUGACUACGAUCGUCAGCAGCGCCGCCUUACCACCCUCAGCAACUCCCACAAGCAGCUCUCUCACGCCCACGACAUGCUCAAGGAUCAGCAUGACGCCCUCCUUGGUGUGUACGAAGCAGCUGUGACAGAGAGGGAUGAGUUGAGUGCGGAGAACCACACGCUGCGCCGCGCCGCCACGCCAAGACCAGAUUGGAACAGGGCAGCUGAGUACGUGGAGGGAGGCAUUAGUCGCUGGAGGGAGCUGUCUUGUGGUAAAAACAGCGACCAGUUGGUCGACGUUCUCAUCUCCGAGCUGACAGGCUCUCAGCUCUCCACCUCCAGUGAGUUCAUUGAUGCAAGGUGGGGCGUGGAGGAGAGUGUGCCAGUCUACCUGAGGUAUGAGGGCAGCGUCAGGAACCGACGUCUGGGCAAGCGAGACGUCUCGCUCGUCAUCGACGACAUCUGGAGAGAGAAGAGGAGGCUGGCAAACAAAGACCCCAUGGACGAGUUUGUCGAUAGCUACUUCAAAGAGAGGUACCACAUGGAGGAGGUGAGAGCAGAGUGGUGUUACUCCUUAGCUGACGCCUGCCAACGACUUGCUUACGAGGAGCAGAUCGUCCUCAAUGCGGGCAUCCUGUGUGGUCAGUCCUAUGAGCAGUGUAUCCACCACCAGGAUAGUGUCAAUACCUCUUACGACGUCCUCAAAAGCCGGACUCCCGAAGAUAAGUCAGGAGUGGUGAGCCGAGGGGAGGUGGAGGCGGCCAUAAGACAAGUUUUUCCCCUCAAAUCAGAGAGUAAUGUCAAGGUUCUCAUGGAGACAGCGGCUCGAGCUUCCUCACUCAAGGACCCCACGGUCAUCAAGUAUCAUAACCUUUUCUCCCAGGGCAGCACGGGAACCAGGACGGGGCUCGUCACCGAGGUGACACAACAAGCGAGGGACGAGCAGGACGCCUACAUCCAGGAGGUACUUGAUGAACUGGGGUAUGCUGCUAUGGACGUCUCCGUUAACGAGUUGAGUCGCGCCUUCACCAUUGUCGACCCCAGGAUAGAGCAACGGGAGUUGGAUGCAUACCUGGAAUGGAUCUUCAAUACCACUAAGAACCAACUUAAAUCUACCGCCCCUAUACCUCUUCCCUUGCUGGCAGCCAGACUCCAGACUGGUCAUAUUGUCAGGGUAGGGGCCAGGUCCUGAGCUGUGAAUCAGUGUGGGGGGACCAAGACUUCUGCUGUGGACCAGUGUGGGGGGACCUGGACCUGAGCUGUAGACCGGUAUGGGACACAGUUCCUGAGCUGUGGACCAGUUAGGGGGGACCAGGACCUGAGCUGUGGACCACUGUGGGGGGACCAGGUCCUGAGCUGUGGACCACUGUGGGGGACCAGGU